Molecule: messenger RNA, 905 nt
Organism: Helianthus annuus (common sunflower)
Lineage: Eukaryota; Viridiplantae; Streptophyta; Magnoliopsida; Asterales; Asteraceae
Product: WRKY transcription factor 55
Exons: 3
Coding region: 39-905 (288 amino acids)
Biological process (GO): regulation of DNA-templated transcription
Molecular function (GO): DNA-binding transcription factor activity; sequence-specific DNA binding
Source: RefSeq, a predicted model, not a curated record
AGACUUUUUUUUUUUUUUUUUAAAAAAGAUAGCUUUCAAUGGAGGAAGUGGUUGCUUUGAUCUUUCAUGGAUGUAAGUUAGUUAAAGACCUUGAAGAAACCCUACCCAACAUCUCAAACCAACCUCAUUUUCUUAUUAGUUCAUGUGAUGAGAUCAGUAGGGUUUUUGGUAAUGUGAGGGAACAUUUGAACUUGCCGCCGCUGGACUAUGGUCACCACGAGCCGCCACAUGCAAUGGAUAUGGUGUUACAUGAACAACUAUCUCUCCAUCAACAUCAUGGGAUGGAGGCCAUUGCUAGCCAAGAAUUGGGUGGUGGACAAAAUGCGGAGACGGAUGUAGCUCAUUCUUCAUUGAAACAAACGCGAAAAAGAAAUCAUGAAGUAGUGAGACGAAGGUUUAGAGUGCCUGCUCCUAGAAUGGGGAAUACAGAAGUUCCACCGGAAGAUGGUUACAGUUGGAGAAAAUACGGUCAAAAAGAAAUUCUCGGAUCGAAAUUUCCAAGGGGAUAUUAUAGAUGUACCCAUCAGAAACUAAACAAUUGUCCUGCCAAAAAACAAGUUCAAAGACUUGACAACGAUCCAUACACUUUUGAAGUAACGUAUCGCGGUGAUCAUACAUGUAUGAUGUCCUCAUCCGCACCCUCCUUGCCCCCACCGCCACCAUCUGAGGCUAUGUCCACUUGUUCUUUACCGGCUUCACAACCCCUCCCUCAUUUGUUACCCAUGGAUAUCAAAGAGUCAGUCGGAGAUCUUUACAAUGUUACGCCUCAUGGCAAUGUUAGUGGGGCGGGUUCAUCACCUCCUAACAACUAUGUCGACUACCCCAUAGUGACUGAUUUAGUUGAUACGCUAUUUAAUUCUGACAUUAACAACAAUAAUAGUAUAAACUUUAUGUUUUCUUCUUAA